GCGCCGGGCCCGGGGCCGCCGCCGCCGCCGCUCAGCCCCGGCGCCCCGGGGAGCCGCCCGAGGAUGGUUCCCCCACCACCUGUCAGCAAGCCCCACGUGUGCCUCUCCACCGUGCUCAUCAUGACCAGCCUCGUCCUCAUGGACGCCUACCUGGUGGAGCAGAGCCAGGGCUCUAGGAAGCUGGGCAUCUGUGUCAUGGUGGCAGUGGGUGACGUGUGCUUCCUGCUGGUGCUCCGCUACGUAGCCAUCUGGGUCGGGGCUGAGGUGAAGACAGCUAAGAGGGGCUACGCCAUGAUCCUCUGGUUCCUGUAUGUCUUCGUUCUGGAGAUCAAAGUCUACUUUGUGUAUCAGAACUAUAAAGCUGACCGGAAAAGCCUGGAUCUCAUAGCCCGCAAAGCGCUGACCCUGCUGCUCUCCAUCUGCAUCCCAGCCCUCUACGUGUUGCUCGUGGCCACGGAGCACAUGGAGUACGUCAGGACAUUCAAGAAGAAAGAAGAUCUCCGUAACCGCCUCUUCUGGGUCAUUGUGGACAUGCUGGACGUGCUGGACAUCCAGGCCAACCUGUGGGAGCCCCAGAAGAAGGGGCUGCCGCUCUGGGCUGAGGGCAUCAUGUUCUUCUACUGCUACAUCUUGCUCCUGGUCCUCCCUUGCGUGUCCCUGUGUGAGAUCAGCAUGCAGGGGAUUGGCAUCAUGCCACACCGGAUGAUGCUGUACCCCAUGCUGAGCAUGCUCACCGUCAACAUCACCACCAUCUUCAUCCGAGGCAGCAACAUGGUCUUCUUCAGGGACGCCCGGGUCUCCAGCAUCUUCAUGGGCAAGAACAUGCUGGCCAUCGGGCUGAAGGUCUGUACGUUCGUGCAGUACCAGCGGCACCAGCACCACGCGGCCCCGGGGCCGGCCCCGGCCCCACAGCACAGCUCUCAGGCCCAGCCCUCGCCAGGGCUGCACAAGCCCCGGGACCAGCCCGCUGGCCCCGAGGAGCUGGCCCAGGACAACACGUGAUAAGCCAGCAGGAGCCACAGCCUGGCCACUGCCGCCACGCUUGGCCGUACCUGCGGAGCUGAGGUGGGCCGCUGAGCUCCCUGCCUGGACAGAGGGUGCCGCCGCCGCUCCCUCCCUCCCUGGGCAAAGCUGCUCUGGUCCCUGGGGGUCGCAUGGCGAGGCCCCCUCUGUAAGGCCACAGAGUGGUUUGGGACCUCAGCCCCCUGAUGGAGAAGGGCAGCGGAGCGGAAGAGCCCACGCUUGUGGCUGUGCGCUGUGCCCGGCCAGGCCUGCACUAGGCUCCCCCCGGCAGGGCUCAGGCCAGGGGGGCUGCACGUGCCCUGUUCCACUGUUCCGGUGGGCCCUGGCUCCAGCCUGCUGUGUGGUAGCUCCCUGCUCCCUGGGCCUCCCCCUGCCCAUCACCCCUCUCAGCCAGCUGCAGGCCUGGGCGGGCCUUGAGGGGGUGACUGUCUUUUUUGGUAUUUCCCUCUUUGCAAUAAAAGACCUGAGCCCUG
Messenger RNA from Colius striatus (speckled mousebird), 1496 nucleotides. Its product is annotated as transmembrane protein 121. Lineage: Eukaryota; Metazoa; Chordata; Aves; Coliiformes; Coliidae. The coding region runs from base 64 to 1002 and encodes 312 amino acids. The transcript has 2 exons. The record is from RefSeq and is a predicted model, not a curated record.